This is a messenger RNA of Danaus plexippus (monarch butterfly), 563 nucleotides long. RefSeq names its product protein SREK1IP1-like. Gene Ontology annotation, molecular function: nucleic acid binding; zinc ion binding. The record is from RefSeq and is a predicted model, not a curated record. The coding region runs from base 103 to 516 and encodes 137 amino acids. The transcript is spliced from 3 exons. NCBI's taxonomy places the organism in Eukaryota, Metazoa, Arthropoda, Insecta, Lepidoptera, Nymphalidae.
UGACGUAAGACGACGACGCUCACGUCGGAUAACAAACAAAUAUAUUUGAACUGGUUAAUAAAAUUAGGUCCUUUCUAGUAACUUCCAUGUUUAUUAAAUGAAAUGUCCAACUCCAUGGAUUUAGUAAGCAAAAUAGGAAAGGAUACGUCGAGAUCAGCUUGCAAAAAGUGCGGUUAUGCGGGACAUUUAACUUUUCAGUGUAGAAACUUUAUCAAAGUAGAUCCGAAUAAAGAAAUAGUACUAGACGUUAGUAGCACCAGUAGCGACACGGAAGAAGAGUACGCGACUCCAUUACAGAGCUUGAGAGAGGCGGAGUUACGUCAGAAGUUACAGGAGAAGUUAAAGAAAGUGAAAGAGAAAAAGAAAAGCAAGAAAAGAAAAAGAUCCAGAUCAUCAAGCUCUUCGAGUAGCAGAAGUUCGUCUUCGGAGAGUGAAACUAAAAAGAAAUCGAAACAUAAAAAGAAACACAAGAAAUCAAAGAAAUCACACAAAUCACAUAAAAAGAGUAAAAAAUGAUAUUAGAUUAAUAUUAACUGUCUGAAUUAAAUGUUUUUUAAGCUGAA